AUGGGAGUGGAUCUGCCUCCAGAUCUCGGACAUGCAGAGCAGUCAUCUCUGUGCAACAACCAAAGAGGAAAGCCACAGACGUCACUGCACUGCCCAGGAGAGCAGCCAUUUUCUGUCUUCAUUGUUCAACUCCUGAGGUCAGACGCGGAAGGAGUCACAGACACUGGCCCAUGGCUGUGCCAGCCAGCACUGAGGUGUGGGGACCAGCCCUACAACCCCUUGGAGCAGUGCUGUCACAAUGACACCAUCCUGCCCCUGAAUGCGACCCAGCUGUGUGUCCCCAACUGCAUCUUCUAUCCCUGCUUCCAGCACUGCUGCCUGGAGUCCCUGGGCACUCAGAACCAGGCAGUUGUGACAUUCAAGGUCCCAGGCAUGAAGCCUGACUGCAGGUCCUCCCCCGUCUCCAGGAUUUGUGCCCAGGAACACCACCCGACCAGCCCUCAGCCAGAUCUGACUUCAUCUGGACCAUCCUGGGGAGUGGAAUCUGGUAUCUAG
Marmota flaviventris (yellow-bellied marmot) is the source of this 495-nucleotide messenger RNA. NCBI's taxonomy places the organism in Eukaryota, Metazoa, Chordata, Mammalia, Rodentia, Sciuridae. The record is from RefSeq and is a predicted model, not a curated record.